Messenger RNA from Macaca mulatta (Rhesus monkey), 938 nucleotides. NCBI's taxonomy places the organism in Eukaryota, Metazoa, Chordata, Mammalia, Primates, Cercopithecidae. The record is from RefSeq and is a predicted model, not a curated record.
CUUUAAUGUUGUCCAGCUGGAUCAAUGAUUUUGAACGUACAAUAAUGCAACCAAGAACUAUGAAUGUCUUAUCGUAUUGGAGUGGAUAACACCACUGCAAGCAUGACAGCAAACUCGUGAAGGAGGCAAGAAAAUGAUUUCUGGAAGCGUAUAUAAAACAGUGGGAAAUAUGAGUGAGCAUGUAAGAACAAGAUCCCAAUCCUCAAAAAGAGGAAAUGACCAAGAGUCUUCCCAGCCGGUUGAAUCUGUGAUUGUCCAGCAGCCCACUGAGGAAAAACGUCAAGAAGAGGAAGCACCAACUGAAAAUCAGGGUAUUGCACCUAGUGGGGAGAUCGAAAAUGAAGGAGCACCUGCUGUUCAAGGGCCCGACGUGGAAGCUUUUCAACAGGCACUGGCUCUGCUUAAGAUAGAGGAUGAGCCUGGAGAUGGUCCUGAUAUCAGGGAGGAGACUCUGCCCACUUUUGAUCCCACUAAAGUGCUGGAAGCAGUGGGAAAUAUGAGUGAGCAUGUAAGAACAAGAUCCCAAUCCUCAGAAAGAGGAAAUGACCAAGAGUCUUCCCAGCCGGUUGAAUCUGUGAUUGUCCAGCAGCCCACUGAGGAAAAACGUCAAGAAGAGGAAGCACCAACUGAAAAUCAGGGUAUUGCACCUAGUGGGGAGAUCGAAAAUGAAGGAGCACCUGCUGUUCAAGGGCCUGACGUGGAAGCUUUUCAACAGGCACUGGCUCUGCUUAAGAUAGAGGAUGAGCCUGGAGAUGGUCCUGAUGUCAGGGAGGGGACUCUGCCCACUUUUGAUCCCACUAAAGUGCUGGAAGCAGGUGAUGCGCAACCAUAGGUGUACACCAAGAAAAAUGAAGACUGAAACGAAGAAUGUUAUUGUUAUGCUGGAUAUUUGACUGAUAACAUUCUUUUAUUAAAGUUUUACAGUUCUCUGCAAAGAA